Messenger RNA from Durusdinium trenchii, 2373 nucleotides. Lineage: Eukaryota; Dinophyceae; Suessiales; Symbiodiniaceae. The record is from the annotation of a GenBank genome assembly.
CAAGUCAGAGCCAUUCUGCUCCAAAUUGCUCGGCCCGGCCUCCCAUGGCGGCCUUUGCCAUCGCAGGGCCCAGCCUCCCAUGGUUCCCGACUGCUCCACUGGCCUCGCCACUGGCUUCGCCACCGGCUUCGUCCGCUCCGCGCCCGGCGACGUCCUCCACCGGUGGAGCCGCAGCAGUGUCGGCCGGAGCCGCGGCGGUGUCGGCCGUUUCGGCUGCGCGACGGAGCAGGGUGACACGAAGGGCUGAGGCCAAGGUGGCCACUGAGGAAGAGGAAGAUGUCUACUACCGCAGUGCCACUCCCAGAGAACGGCAGUUUGGCAUGUACGAGAGCCCUCGACGAAGAAGAUCAUCUUCUCAGGGAGCAGUGGAAGUGCCCUUGUCGCAGCUACAUGUCGUGGCUGCUCAGCGUCAGCUGCCUAUGCUUUUGGAAGCACUACCUGAAACAGAUGCAUCAGAAGCAAUCUUUGCCUGGUCCGAGCUGCUGGUGGCCUGUCAGGCUCAGGCGCCUGAGCUGCUGAAGACCUGGAGCUGUGGCAUUGGACCCUUGCUUCGGCUGGCUGUGGCCGUGCCCAAGGAGCAAUGGCUGCGGAGUCCGAAGGAGCCUUGGUGCGAGCCAUCCAACUACGCCGACGAGGCGGAGGGCCCUGAAGGGCCCACCUUGGGCUUCGAAGCGCUGCCCAAGCUGGAGAAGCUGAUCCGACAUUUGUUGGUGAAGUAUGAAGAUGCCCCGAUGGCCUUGGCUGGCGGCUUCACUUGGAGUGACGGCGCCGGCGGCACCUUGCGCGAGCGCGAGGGGCGCGAGGUAGUGCUUUGUAGCGCUAGCGGCAUGAGCCUCUGCUUGCGCUUCAUUCAGCUCUUUCGCGAGGUUUGCCAGGGCACGCGCAAGCCAGUUGCAGCUGCGCAGGAUUUGUUGAGCUCUACGUUGACCAAGAAGAUGGUUGGACAACUGAUGGCCUCUGCUGCUGAAGAACUUCCCAAGCCGCCACCCGUGGAAGUACCCGAUAGCACACGACAUGUGCAGCCGGUGGAGGUGACGUUGCAAAGCCCCCUGAUGGCCCUGCGCCGCGCGCAGCUGGAGAUCCACGCGGCUGGAGGGAAAGUGCUGGGUGACGCGCUGGGUCGCACGCGGCUGGCGAAGGACCUUGGCACGGUGGAAGAGGAGGAAUUCACCCUGGAGCUCCUUGCAUGGCUUUCUCGUUUUGCUGAGGAGCCAGAAUUCCAAGAGUCCAGCAGUGCCGCCCAGUGUGUCGAAUGGCUCCUGUCUCAACGCGCCUUGGACCCCAAGUUCUCCUUGGUGCUGGGAGGCAACCCACGAGCCCCAAAGAAGGUCUUGGCUGCAGCAAAGCGAGAUGCUGCCACCCUGGAAUUAGAGCGCUUGCAGCAAAGUGGCCAAAGGUUUUUGCCCAAUCCUGCCAAGAUCAAGGGCUUUGUGAAGCGUGGCGUGAUGGCGCCCUUUGGUUCGCCCUAUGAGAACGAGGCCAAGAGGGGCGAAGCCACCUGGGUCCCCGAGCGUCUCCGAUUCCUCAUCGGCGAGGCCAGUCUGCUUCGGGAGCCAAGCCCUCCAAAUAGCUGGCAGGGUGAUGAGUACGAGCCCUGCGAAGCCGAGGAGCGUUUCCUCCAAGAUCCCAAGUACCUGAGGAAGGCCACGGUGCGCAUCGACGAGAUUCUGAGCUUCGAGUAUUUGCAACACGUGGGCCAAACAAUGAGAAAUUGCCUUCGAGUAGAAAGGCGAGGUGGGAUGAGUCUCAUGAAAUACUUGAGCCGAGUGAAAGCCAGAGAAAGCAGCUUCUGGGUUAUGACAAUCACUGCAGAAGAGGAGGAAGAGGGGGAGGAGGUGGCGCCAGUGCAGCACUUGCUCCUCAUGGAGGUGUACAACGGCCUCAACGUGAUCCACCAGGCCGAAGGUUCGCACCCGAGGCGCUGGCCGCGGCUGGACGCCUGGCGGUGGCUCCAAGAGUGGGCGCAGCAGGAAGACCUGCGGCCCGAUGGCCCCGAGGGCGUGACUGUUGGCCCCUAUGGGGGCUACGACGGACGAAUGGAACGAUGGGAUAUUCGCCGCUGCUUUCUAUGGUGAAGAACGUCCUUCAUCCCUCAUGUAAAUAGCCUGGCAUCAGCCAGUGAAUCUUUUCGCCCUAGGCUUGGCCUUGGGAGGCCACAAAAGAUGGCCCAUGGAACCAUGUGUGUCGCGAGAUCUCAUGGCGAUCUCGUCGGGCCGCGCUUGAAGUCGUGCGGCUUUAGGCGCAGCGUCUUGAAAUGCAGAGACCUAGCUGAAGGCUGCCGCAGGAUCGCCAACGGGUUUUCCUGAAGCGGUCAGCUACUUUCUUGGUGCCUCAAUCUCGAUUCUGCAGAAGACAGUGGUUUGAGAUACUCAC